CUUCCGUCCGGGAGGCAGUCAUGGCCGAAAGCGCGGUGAACGGCGUGAAUGGCAGCGAGAUGUCCGGCACGUUACAGCGGCUGUUGCAGAGAGAAAUGGGUAACGUGACAGUAGUUUUGGGAGCUCAGUGGGGUGAUGAAGGCAAAGGAAAAGUGGUGGACCUGAUUGCCAACGAUGCUCAUAUCGUCUGCCGAUGUCAGGGUGGCAACAAUGCAGGCCACACAGUUGUGGUUGGCAAUGUGGAGUACGACUUCCACCUGCUCCCCUCUGGGGUCACCAACACAAGAUGUACUGCCGUUGUAGGAAAUGGAGUGGUCAUCAACAUACCGCAGCUUUUUGACGAAAUAUCUAAGAACGAAGCCAAGGGUCUGAAUAUACGAUCUCGUUUGCUCAUAUCGGAUCGUGCACACAUUGUGUUUGACUUCCAUCAAGCAGUGGAUGGCAUGCAAGAACAAGAAAAAGGAACAAAAAGUAUAGGCACCACAAAGAAGGGAAUCGGACCGACCUAUGCAUCCAAGGUUUCAAGAACGGGGCUACGAGUGGCAGACCUUGUUGGCGACUUUGCUGUCUUUGAACAAAGGUUCAUUCCGCUAGUGGAGACAUAUCAUCGGUUGUUUCCUUCGCUGAAUGUUGAUGUGGAUGCUGAAUUGAAAAAGUACAAGGAAUAUGCUGUACAACUCCGUCCUUUUGUCAUCGACACAGUAACCUAUCUACACCAAGCCAUUCGGGAAGGGAAGAAUGUCUUGGUGGAGGGGGCCAAUGCCUGCCUCCUGGACAUCGACUUUGGUACUUACCCCUUUGUGACGUCGUCAAAUUGCUCAGUCGGUGGCGUCUGCACUGGCCUUGGAAUCCCGCCACGAGUUAUUGGAGGUGUUUAUGGCGUCGUAAAGGCGUACACAACGAGGGUUGGUGACGGCCCGUUCCCAACAGAACAGAAAAAUGAGAUUGGGGAGAGGUUGCAAAAUGUUGGUAGUGAAGUUGGUGUGACAACGAAGCGCCGUAGAAGGUGUGGUUGGCUGGACGUCGUCGUGCUCCGCUACUCCUGUAUGAUCAACGGCUAUACAGCGCUGGCCCUCACAAAGUUGGACAUCUUGGACACUUUUGACGAGAUCUCGAUAGGGGUCGCAUACAGGCUCGAUGGCAAGAUUCAGAAGACACCUCCUGCUAGUGCCAGUGACUUGAGCAAAGUCCAGGUAGACUACAUAACACUUCCCGGCUGGCGAACAACGACGGAGGACUGCCGCAAGUACUUUGACCUGCCCCCUAAUGCUCGCAAGUACGUCGAGACAGUGCAGGAGCUUCUAGGUAUCCCAUUCAAAUGGAUCGGUGUUGGUAAAUCCAGGGCCUCCAUCAUCCACGUUUUCUGAUGACUGGAGAAAGCCGUCCGAGCGGCGGGGCCAUGUCUGCAGCGUCCUUUUUUCUUUUUGUCCAACUACCUGGCUUGCCACUUUCUACCCUAAAAAGCAUUCCCUUUGAAUGUAGAGACUUUAGGAAGGAUCUUUUUAACCAGAGCAGUAUUUCCCUUCUUGUUACCUUGGCAAUGUAUUUCUUUUCACUGGUUGUGGGUGUACUGCCAUAUGGUCUUUUUAUGUGCAAGGGGUGUCGAAAAUGCGUAGAGUUCACAAAGACGGGAAUAGGUCAUGCAUUGGAGCAACACACAUGCAGGUUGCUAGGAGAGCUUUAAUGCAUUUAUUAUUUUCAAAUUUGAGGCAGUCUGGAAUCUGAACCUUGAACCCUCAGUCAAAUCUUUUGUUGCAGACAUUCGAAUUUGUUCCCCGUAGUGUUUGUGCCGAUCCAUUGGUGCUCAUUUGGACAGCACGGCAUCUUCAGUCCUCAGGCUAGACCUGUUGUUCAAUGAGCAGGAAAGGAUCAUAGUGGCAACGUGGCAGCAAAUCUAACGUGCUUGAGGCAGGAUUUCACGGAAACCUUAAAAUUUCGACGCGACUCAAGCGUAUGUACGCCUUUUGGUGCUACCUUUUUGUAUAAAAAUUUGACUGCGGGAUUGGUUCACUUUGCUUGUGACCCACACGUGCGCGAAGUCAGCAUGGAACAUGAUAUGCUUUUGAUUGAAGUGUUUCUGUCAUGCUUAUUUUAGCAGCAUGCUUACUUUUAUGUACUUACGUAUAAUGUGGACAGUGAGGUGCGUACUUAGAGAAAGGCAUAGACAGAUAGACUGUACAUGGCAUGGCAUAUACUUAACUGUGUCAAACCUAUCUGUGAUGCGAACUAGAAAGAAUGACAUACCUGCAAAUUUUUAAAGAUACAUUUAUUGGAUGUGCUGUGAUAAAGGAAGUGAUAAAGUCCAUCACAAGCAGUGGCUACUUUUUCUGUCUUA
Messenger RNA from Ornithodoros turicata, 2335 nucleotides. It is a transcript of the gene Adss, whose product is annotated as adenylosuccinate synthetase-like. NCBI's taxonomy places the organism in Eukaryota, Metazoa, Arthropoda, Arachnida, Ixodida, Argasidae. Gene Ontology annotation, cellular component: cytoplasm. The transcript is spliced from 13 exons. The record is from RefSeq and is a predicted model, not a curated record. Gene Ontology annotation, molecular function: adenylosuccinate synthase activity; GTP binding. Gene Ontology annotation, biological process: IMP metabolic process; 'de novo' AMP biosynthetic process. Bases 21 to 1367 code for a protein of 448 amino acids.